Molecule: messenger RNA, 5040 nt
Organism: Triplophysa rosa
Lineage: Eukaryota; Metazoa; Chordata; Actinopteri; Cypriniformes; Nemacheilidae
Gene: osbp2b
Product: oxysterol binding protein 2b
Exons: 15
Coding region: 188-2629 (813 amino acids)
Cellular component (GO): intracellular membrane-bounded organelle; membrane; cytosol
Molecular function (GO): cholesterol binding
Source: RefSeq, a predicted model, not a curated record
GUGCACUGUAAAAUGUGUCUGAUGAGGCAACUCUGUAGUAACAGUUGUCGCGUGGCGCUCUCAUCUCACGCCAGUGGUCGUCGCUCGCUACUCUCCGUCUCUCCGUUAUCCGGGAGCGAAGGGGGGAGUGCGUUGUUUCUAUCUCCCUUCCCCAGCCCGUUCAUCUCAGCGCUUCGGUGGUGAGUUUAUGGGGAGAGUGGCCGCUCCCUGCAGCGGCCCUGGCAGGAUCGUGUCCUUUCUCACCGCGGUUCCGUGCUUAUCCUGCAAACAGGAACAGCGGCGGCGACGGCAUCAGUCUGCGGCAGCGGAACGAGGCAGCAGGAGGAGGAUGAGCGAGCAGGGAAAGAGUGCCGCGUCCACGCCUGCAAGCGGGACACCAGUCCCGGGCUCAGACACGUACAAAGGCUGGCUCUUUAAAUGGACCAACUAUAUCAAAGGUUACCAGCGCAGAUGGUUCGUGCUCAGCAAUGGACUGCUGUCCUAUUACAGGACGCAGGCAGAGAUGGCCCACACGUGUCGAGGCACCAUCAACCUCGCCACAGCGCACAUCGACACGGAAGAUGCCUGCAAUAUCGUUCUGAGCAGCGGGGGGCGCACUUACCACCUAAAAGCCAGCACGGAGGUGGAGAGGCAGAGAUGGGUCACCACACUGGAGCUGGCCAAAGCUAAAGCCAUUCGAAUGAUGAACGAUCAGUCUGACAAUGACCACCAUGCCGCCCCACCUGCACGCUGUUAUCACUCUGAUGACUCUGCAGACGAGGAGCCGACGUCUCAGUCGGACCACAGUGAGAUUCAGGGCACUCUGAAGACUUUGGCCAGUAAGUUGGACGACCUCAGCACUUGUAAUGACCUGAUAGCCAAGCACGGAGCGGCUCUGCAAAGGUCCCUGAGCGAACUUGAGGCCUUACGCGUGCCUCUGGAAGGAGGAGAGAAGAUCAAGGCUGUCAAUGAGAGAGCCACCCUCUUCCGGAUCACCUCCAAUGCUAUGAUCAAUGCGUGCCGAGAUUUCCUGGACCUGGCGGAGAGCCACAGCCGCAGAUGGCAGCGUGUACUUCAACAUGAGCGAGAGCAGCGCACCCACCUGGAGGAGACCAUCGAGCAGCUAGCCAAGCAGCACAACAGUCUGGAAAGAGCGUGGAGAGAGGCUCCCGCGCACGCUGUUAACACACCCGAUACACCCACCGACACAGGAGUGCGUGAAAGGCCGCGGAAAGAGGAGGCAAGUGAUGAAGAUGAGGAUACAGAGUAUUUUGAUGCCAUGGAGGAAUCACCUGCCUUUAUUACAGUGACUGCCACAGACCCCUCUCAACACAGACGUUCUCAGAGUAAUCUCAGCGGUGCUAGUGGAGGACACCAGGAUGACAAUUGUUCUGUGAGCAGUAAUGAUUUUUCAGGGAAAGAGGUGCAGCCUCACAGGAAGAGGCGGAGCAACAUCCCAGAGAAGCCCAACUAUUCGCUCAAUCUGUGGAGCAUCAUGAAGAAUUGUAUCGGCAAAGAGCUUUCUAAGAUCCCAAUGCCUGUAAACUUUAAUGAGCCGCUGUCAAUGCUGCAGCGUUUGACCGAGGAUCUGGAGUAUCACGAGCUGCUGGAUAAGGCAGCGCGCUGUGAGGACUCUCUGGAGCAGAUGUGUUUUGUCGCGGCCUUCUCAGUGUCCUCCUACUCCACCACAGUGCACCGAACGGCCAAGCCCUUCAACCCUCUGCUGGGAGAGACCUACGAACUGGACCGCCGGGAGGAAUUCGGCUACCAUUCCCUCUGUGAACAGGUCAGUCAUCAUCCUCCGGCAGCCGCUCAUCAUGUGACGUCACAGCGAGGCUGGUCCCUGUGGCAGGAAAUCACCAUCGCUAGCAAGUUCCGUGGCAAAUACCUCUCCAUUAUGCCUCUGGGUGCAAUCCACCUGGAGUUUCAUGCCAGUGGAAACCACUACGUGUGGCGUAAAGUCACUUCCACCGUACACAACAUCAUUGUGGGCAAACUGUGGAUCGAUCAGGCAAGAGAUAUUGAUAUAGUCAACCACAGGACCAAAGAGACCUGUCAGCUCAAGUUCUCUCCCUAUAGCUACUUCUCAAGGGAAGUUCCACGAAAGGUCACAGGGGUGGUGAUGGACAGCGAUGGCCAGGCCCACUACAUCCUGUCUGGCACGUGGGACGAUAAGAUGGAGAGUGCCAAGAUAGUCCAGAGCAGCACAAGAAACAGCAGCUCUGAGGGCAAACAAAAGACGGUCUAUCAAACGCGCCCACCCAAACUACUGUGGAAGAAAUACCCGCUACCAGAGAAUGCUGAGAACAUGUACUCUUUCUCCUCUCUGGCUUUGACGCUGAAUGAGGAAGAGGAGGGUGUAUGUGUGACGGACAGCAGGCUGAGGCCGGACCAGCGGCUGAUGGAAGCUGGACGCUGGGACGAGGCCAACGCAGAGAAACAGAGACUAGAGGAGAAACAGAGAGCCACCAGGAGGAGGAGAGAGGCCUCAAUGGCCAUAGAUGACGGACGAGAGUUUGAGGGCUACAAGCCGAUGUGGUUCCACAAAAGGAUGGAUGAAACGACAGGAGACUUGACCUUUGUUUAUAAGGGGGGUUACUGGGAGGCUAAAGAAAGACAAAACUGGAAUGAGUGUCCCGAUAUCUUUUGAAGACAUGAAACAUUUUACUGACAGAGUAAACAGGAAAAUAAUCCUUCAACAAAGCCUUGCGAUGGCCACUGAGGUUGUGAAAAACUGCACUUAUUGAAACUCUUAAAGCGAGCGUGUGUUUGUGUGCGAGCGUGUGUGACGUAUAUCUUCACCUGACUCUUAAACAGACUUGCGCAGGAGAAGGGAAGAACAGGACCCGAGUUCUCUCUCAAGUUCACCUCAAAGAUGAGUGAGUCGGAGAAACGCGUAGAUCUUCUAGCCAAGUGCCGCCCACUUUAUCUUCCAAAGCGAAAUCAGGUUGUUUUUAUUCUGUACAGCCCCUUCACAAAAUGCACUUUCCCCCUACUUCCAGCAUUACUGGAGUAUAAACAUGAGACUCAGUCAUGUUUAUAAUUAGAUCAUAUCAGAGACGCUCUUACUCAUUCCCUGCUGGCCUAGAAACUCACCGAAACAGGAAGAAGAGGAAAGUCAGAUGCUGCUGCAACAUAUGGAUAACAUUUAUGUGAAUUGUUCCACUUAGUGUACUUCCUUAAGGAAAUUUUCAUAUCAACAAUACUACCAUAUUUGGGCAAAGGAAGUUCUUGUUCACAUAUCCCAGAGAAUUAAGGGGGCACGGUUGUUGGAAUUGUUUAUUGGAGAUAUUUUACCUGGCCCUUCCCACUUUGCAUAUGCUAAGGAUCAACCUUUGAAAAAGCCAUUGCAGGCAUGGUUUUAACGCCUGAUUUGACACAAACCUUCAAAAAUGCUUUGAAUCCAUGAAGGUGAAUUUCAAUUGUCACAGCUGCGUCCUGCAUUGCUCAGCGGAGCCUCUCAGUGGUCAUUCUCCAUGUUACUGUGACUGCCACAGUACAAUGCAUAUCAAUGCAAUUAAAAAUACCUUUUUGUACAAUCAGGAUUCUGAAUGAAUGAAUGACUGAUUAAACAAAUAGACAUAGCAAGCGUCCAAAUGUAAUGCAGAAAUGAGUGAAGAUGCUUUGUGUAAGUCAUUUACUCAUUAGAAAUGCUUGUAUUUAUUAGCGGUAGAGAUAGCGGAUUAGAACAUGAUCACGCGCGUGUUCCCAGCGAAGGCGAUUCGUAUCUGUUAUUUUACAAUGUGGUGCUGCUGUAGAAAAGCACAUUGUAUAUUCUCAUCUAAUUGAACUGUUGAAUUCAGUUCCCAAUAAGAUAAUGUAAGAUCAGACAUGUUUUCUAGCAGUCAUAAAACAUCAGUUACAAAAAAAUAAAUAUUAUAGUUUUAUUACAGCUGUGCACUUUGGAAUUAUGUAGAUGCAAUACAAACCUGUUUCUUAAAGGAAUACUCCACCCAAAAAUGAAAAUUCUAAAAUUUAAUCACCCUCAAGUUGUUCCAAACCUGCAUAAUUAUUAUUUUUUGUUCUGUUGAACACAAAGAAAGAUAUUUGGAAGAAUUUUAGCAACUGACAUUUCUGGGACAUCAUUGACUACCAUAGUAGAGAAAAUUAAAAUGGUAGUCAAAGGUGCCCCAGAACUGUUUGUUUUCCUACAUUCUUAAAAAUAUCUCAUUUGGUGUUCAACAGAACAAAAAAGAUACAAUAAUUCUUCCUACUGUGGUAGUCGAUGUCCCAGCAAUGUCAGUUGCUAACAUUCUUCUCUUUGUGUUCAUCAGAACAAAGACAUUUAUACAGGUGGUUUGGAGCAAAUGAUGACAUAAUUUUAACUUUUGGGUGGAGUAUCCCAUUAAGUUAGAUAAACUCUGAAUCAAAUCCUUGGUAUUUCGUAUGAACAUGAAAAGAAAUCCCUCGGCUCUUCAGCAGAUGAUUCACACCAGACCUUUUUGAAGUUCUCGCUGAUUGUUCUUUUUGCUUUUGAGAAUGUAGAAUUAAGACUUUAAAUUUUAUUUUGCUCUCUUACCACUAGAUGUAUUUUGUGAUAACAAAGGUGGUUAUCAUAUUGUUAUUAUGGAAACAAAAUAAUGAUGCCAUCCUAAUAGAUGCUGUGUUUUGGUCAAAAUCUGGAUUUUAACCAAAAUGUUUAUUGUAAAUGCAUCUUUUAAUCAAAACAUGUCAGCGGGUCAAAAGUUAUUUUUUUGACGAGCUUUCAAUGUUUGAUUAAAUGUUAAUAUUAAUAUUUUGUAUUAAAACACACUGACUCAAACAUUGGCAGCAACUUUUUGUCACGUUUGAAAUUUAAGUAUGGAGAAAGGUACCAGUAAGGUCUUUGAAAUGAAGUUUCAGACAUAAUUCCUUGUUCAUAACAUACAGAUAAAUCCUCAAGACAUGUUCAGUACUAUGUGAAAGGAGAAAAGAAAAAACAUAUAUAGAUCAAGAGGUUCACAGAAUACAAGUUCAGCCUUCCAUGCUGGGUCACUAAACAAAUACAGAGAAGUUGAACCUGACUGCUGAUGGAUUGAGUUCGUUCAGUAUCUCAUAAAAUGUUUGUCAUAAGAACUAAAC